UUGAUGAAGUGUUCUUGGUGAAGUGUUCUCGUUACAUUUUGAAGAUACGACUUGUUUAUGGGUAAUGGAUAAUUACCCUUAUUUUUCGCUAUAACUGAAGGAAUGUUAUCAAUUCUAUAUUGUGUUAAAUUGUUUCUAAGUGUAAAGCGGAUGAACAACCUUCACCCCAUUUUCAGGUGUAUAACAUUUACAUGUGUGUAUUCUAUAAUGUUAUUUGGAUACUUCACUCCAGAAGUUCCUUUUGUUUUUAUUUACUUAAUUAGACACUAGUACCUAAAUUAAUUAUAUAGCUACAUUAGUAACUAACAUUAUGUGGUACUGACUGGCUAGACCCUUAACAUGAUGUGGUAAUGAUUGCUUAGAUUAUUAAUAUUAUGUGGUACUGAUUGGUUAGAUCACUAAAAUUAUGUGGUACUGAUUGGUUCGACCCCUAACAUUAUGUGGUACUGAUUGGGUAGACCAAUUACCUUAUGUGGUACUGAUUCGGCAGGCCACUAAAAUUAUGUGGUACUGAUUGGUUAGAUCACUAAAAUUAUGUGGUACUGAUUGGUUAGACACCUAAUAUUAUGUGGUACUGAUUGGUUAGACAACUUACAUUAUGUGGUAAUGGUUGGUUAGACCACUAACAUCAUGUGUGACCUUGUGUCUAUGUGUGAUUUGGUGUCUAAAUGUGAAUAUCUAUGGCUAUAUGUGACUAUGUAUGACUAAGUGUGAUUAUGUGUAACUAUGUGUGACUUACUGAGUUAAUAUCAGUAGCAUUAAAACAUUGGCGUCCGUAGGAUUAAUGGCCUCCGGGGGGUGACAAGAUUUUUGCCGCCCCUUUAAAAUAAAGGCUCUGCAGUUUGCCCAACAUGCUUUCCCUUAUAUAUAUAAUAUAUUUUGGCAUGUUUACACAUAGUCACACAUAUACAUGUGGCGAUCGUAAAUAUUGAAGAGGGAGAAUAAGCUAGGGCAAAAAGCAUAUCCUCAAGGGCGCGACAAUUGGCAUUCAUUUAGUUCAUGUUGGGCUCUGGUGAAGUUAGAGAUAUCACUGAACCUUAAAUAGCCAUUGAGGGAGCUUCCCACCAGAAAGAACCCCCCCCCCCUCAAAAUUGUAGGAUAGAAAAAGCGAAUUCAAGUGUGCGCCAAAAUGCAUCAGUUUUCGGCACCAUUCAUUUCUCCACCCAUGCACCCACCCCUUUCUCUCACGUUGAUCAGUGUGACAGAACGUGAUUGACUAUAUGAUUGUGCAAAAUGAUUCCCCUUGGGCGCGCCACAACCGGAGUGAGUUCAGCUUAUGUUUGGCAUUUAGCGACAUGAUCCGUCGCCCAGACUCUUGCCUAGUGGAGUAGCUAGUGUCAGUGCUGAUAGAUACAUUUUUUUGUGGAAUGGCUAGUGUCAGUGCCACCCUGGACAAGAUUAACGUCGCGAUACAAACUCUGAAGAUGUCAUAAAACACGGCCCCUCCAUAUAAAUAAGUGGCACCUAGGUGGCCUAUCCCACUCGCCCCAUUUCAGAGGCGUAGCGGGAGUGUUUUGGCGCCAUGGGACAAGAUUCAUUUUUACGCCCCUCAACUAAGAAAACCAUUAUUUUCAUUCAUCAAAUAACACCGCCUUGGCGCCCCAAAUACUCCCUCACACGGGGUUUAUGUCCCACUCUUCCCCCUUUAUCUACGCCUCUAGCCUUGCACUGCCCCCUGAAAAUCUGAAAUGUCCCGCGGAGUAACACUGCGCCCAACCCUUCCUACGCGAGUGCAUCAGACCUCGUGCCAUGUCAGAGCUGCCUUUCACGGGCCGACCUUUAUUUAGACCCACAUUAAUCCCAUGUUCGAAUCAAAAUCAAUAUUGUGACCGCGCAGCGCAUUGUCUACAUGCCUACGGCGUAAUGGGGCACUCUGUCGUACGUCACGACCCUACCUAAACUGAUCGGAAUUAGAUCAAUAAACGGGUUACCUGUGCCCCAAGACACACCUCAAUCUUAUUGUCAAGGCUAGAGAUUGAUUUUUUGAUUGGGUCGCCGUGGUCAUUUGAAUGGUUUCAAGACAUUUUGUCUUUGUUUAUGCAUGGUUGGAGAUUUCAUAAUACCGUCAGGUUAUGACUGGAGAUGUCUCUAGCGACGCAUGUGAUGUGUACACUGUACACAUUGGUACAGACAUGACAUAGAAAUGAUAUAGGAAUUAUAGAGACGUGAUACAGUCAAAGGCAGCCAUAAUACCGCCAGGUUGCUUGUGGAGUGGUCUCUAGUGGUGUGUACACAUUGGUCUAGUUGUCUUACUGCAGAUUUAAUACAGACAUGGUACAGACAUGUUACAUUUAUGAUACAGACAUGUUACAGUCAUGACAGAGGCAUGAUACACAGAUGAUAGAGACAUGAUACAUAAUUAAUAAAGAUAUGUUACAGACAUGAUACAGGCGUGAUACACAUAUGAUACAGACAUCAUACAGACAAGAUACACACAUAAUACAGACAUGAUAGAGACAUGAUACAGAUAAUAACAAUGACAUGAUACAGGCAUGAUAAAGACAUGAUACACAUAUUAUACAUACAUAAUGCAGACAUGAUACAAACAAAAUAAUGACAUGAUGCAGGCAUGAUGAAGACAUGAUACAUGGGUCUUGGAGGCUGACACUUUUCAAUAAACAUCGGUUGCCUCCUCAUGAAAUGGUCAAAGACUUAUAUUUCCCAUUUAUUACACAAUGUCAAUUCUUCAUAAAUAAUAUAUAUUGUUUUAAAAAAGACUUAGAAUCAUAUACAUGUUACAAAAGAAAUGUCAUUGAGAAUCUCUUACAUGUUGGGCCAAAUAACUGAGAUAGUGAGCGACCAUUUUCACCCUUUAACAAUAUUUAUCAUAAAUGUUUGAUCAGCUCUAAUGACUACAGUUGUCUAAAUGCCAUGAACGCAUGUAUGCCGUGACCCCAUGUAUGCCAUUACCCUUGUAUGAAAUGACCCCAAGUAUGCUUUGACCCUAUGUAUGCCAUGACACAAUGUAUGCCAUGACACCAUGUAUGCCAUGACACCAUGUAUGCCAUGACACCAUGUAUGCCAUGACCCCAAGUAUGUCAUGACCAAAAGUAUGCUCCAUGUAAGACAUGAUCAUAUGUAUGCCAUAUCCCAUGUGUGCCAUGACACCAUUUAUGCCAUGACACCAUGUGUGCCAUGACACCAUUUAUGCCAUGACACCAUGUGUGCCUGACACCACUUAUGCCAUGACACCAUGAAUGCCAUGACACCAUGUAUGCCAUGACAUCAUUUAUGCUAUGACCCAAUGUAUGCCCUGAUCCCAAGUUUGCCAUGACCCAAUGUAUGCCCUGAUCCCAAAUAUGCUUAUUCAAAUACGUCAAGAGACAAUUUGAUUGGCGGUAUUUAGCUUAGACUGCAGAUAGAAUGCAAUUAAAGACAAUGUUUUUCAAUAGAUAAUUUACUGAAGUCAUAGCUAAGUAAUUACUAACAUCGUUAAGCCUCCAAAACCUUUGGCCCCUCUGACGUACGAGUUAGAUGACCAUCAUAAGUUAAACUAACUUAUUAUAAAUCCUUGGAUCCAAUCUCAGCUUCGCGAUUCAACAUACUUCCUAUAGGCCACAAAUGAACUUUAUCAUACUUCCUAUAGGCCACAAAUGCACCUUAUCAUACUUCCUAUAGGCCACAAAUGCACUUUAUCAUAUUUCCUAUAGUCCACAAAUGCACUUUAUCAUACAUCCUAUAGGCAAGAUUUGCACUUUAUCAUACUUCGUAUAGGCCACAAAUGCACUUUAUCAUACUUCGUAUAGGCCACAAAUGCACUUUAUCAUACUUCGUAUAGGCCACAAAUGCACUUUAUCAUACUUCCUAAAGGCCACAAAUGCAUUUUAUCAUACUUCUUAUAGGCCACAAUUGCACUUUAUCAUACUUCGUAUAGGCCACAAUAGUGCUUUAUCAUACUUCCUAUAGGCCACAAUGGCGCUUUAUCAUACUUCCUAUAGGCCAUAAUUGAGCUUUAUCAUACUUCCUAUUGGCCAGAAUAGCUUUUUAUCAUACUUCUUAUAGGCAACAAUUGUGCUUUAUCAUACUUAAUAUAGGCAACAAUUGCGUUUUAUCACACUUCAUAUAGUCCACACUUGAGCUUUAUCAUACUUCAUAUAGGCCACAAUAGCGCUUUAUCAUACUUCUUAUAGGCAACAAUUGUGCUUUAUCAUACUUAAUAUAGGCAACAAUUGCGUUUUAUCACACUUCAUAUAGGCCACACUUGAGCUUUAUCAUACUUCCUAUAGGCCAGAAUAGCGCUUUAUCACACUUCUUAUAGGCAACAAUUGUGCUUUAUCAUACUUAAUAUAGGCCAGAAUAGCGCUUUAUCAUACUUCUUAUAGGCAACAAUUGUGCUUUAUCACACUUUCUAUAGGCCACAAUUGCGCUUUAUCACACUUCCUAUAGGCCAAAAUUGGCGCUUUAUCAUACAUCCUAUAGGCUACAAUUGCACUUUAUCAUACUUCGUAUAGGCCACAAUUGCGCUUUACCAUACUUCCUAUAGGCCACAAUAGUGCUUUAUCAUACUUCCUAUAGGCAACGAUUGCGCUUUACCAUAAUUCCUAUAGGCCACAAUUGCGCUUUACCAUACUUCUAUAGGCCACAAUUGCACUUCAUACUUCCUAUAGGCCACAAUCGUGCUUUAUCAUACUUCCUAUAGGUCACAAUUGCGCUUAACUAUACUUCCUAUAGGCCACAAUUGCACUUUAUCAUACUUCCUAUAGGCCACAAUAGUGCUUUAUCAUAUUUCCUAUAGGCCACAAUUGCGCUUUAUCAUACUUCCUAACGGCCACAAUUGUGCUUUACCAUACUUCCUAUAGGCCACAAUAGCGCUUUAUCAUACUUCCUAUAGGCCAUAAUUGAGCUUUAUCAUACUUCCUAUAGGCCACAAUAGCGCUUUAUCAUACUUCCUAUAGGCCAUAAUUGAGCUUUAUCAUACUUCGUAUAGGCCACAAUAGUGCUUUUUCAUACUUCUAUAGGCCACAAUUGCACUUUAUCAUACUUCGUAUAGGCCACAAUAGCGCUUUAUCACACUUCCUAUAGGCAACGAUUGAGCUUUAUCAUACUUCCUAUAGGCCACAAUAGCGCUUUAUCAUACUUCCUAUAGGCCACAAUUGCACUUUAUCAUACUUCCUAAAGGCCGCAAUUGCACUUUAUCAUACUUCGUAUAGGCCACAAUAGUGCUUUAUCAUACAAAAGAUGUUAUAAGCUUUGUCUCACUAGUAUAAGUGAUGUUUUAAUCUUUGUCACACUAGCACAAAGGAUGUUAUAAUCUAUCUCACACUAGUAUAAGGGAUGUUAUAAUCUUUCUCACACUAGCGCAUGGGAUGUUAUAAUCUUUCUCAAACUAGUAUAAGGGAUGUUAUAAUCUUUGUCACACUAGCACAAGGGAUGCUAUAAUCUUUGUCACACUAGCACAAGUGAUGUUAUAAUCUUUGUCAAAUUAGCACAAGUGGUGUUAUAAUCUUUGUCACACUAGUAUAAGGGAUGUUAUAAUAUUUGUCACAUUAGCACAACGGAUGUUAUAAUCUUUGUCCCACUAGUAUAAGGGAUGUUAUAAUCUUUGUCACACUAGCACAAGGGAUUAUAUAAUCUUUGUCACACUAGUAUACGUGAUGUUAUAAUCCUUGUCACACUAGCGCAAAGGAUGGUAUAAUCUAUGUCAAACUAAGUAUAAGGGAUGUUAUAAUCUUUGUCACACUAGCACAUGGCAUGUUAUAAUCUUUUUCACACUAGUAUAAGGGAUGUUAUAAUCUUUGUCACACUAGCACAAGGGAUGUUAUAAUCUUUGUCACACUGGCACAAGAUAUGUUAUAAUCUUUGUCACACUAGUUUAAGGGAUGUUAUAAUCUUUGUACCACUAGCACAAUGGAUGAUAUAAUCUUUGUCACACUAGUAUAAGGGAUGUUAUAAUUUUUGUCACCCUAACACAAGGGUUGUUAUAAUCUUUGUCACUCUAGUAUAAGGGAUGUUGUAAUCUCUUUCACACUAGUAUAAGGGACGUUAUAAUCUCUGUCACACUAGUAUAAGGGAUGAUAUAAUCUCUGUCACACUAGUAUAAAGGAUGUUAUAAUCGCAGUUACACUAGUAUAAGGGAUGUUAUAAUCUCUGUCACACUAGUAUAAGGGAUGUUAUAAUAUCUGUCACACUAGUAUAAGGGAUAUUAUAAUCUCUGUCACACUAGCAUCAGGGAUGAUUUAUGGUUCUUUCAAAUUUAUUUUAGACUCGUUUUCUUUUAAAUAUAAAAGAUCCUCUAACCAAUAAUCAUCCCGGAAUAAGAUUAAUUUCCUGGUUCGUUAACAUAAAUUGGUCACAAUGCCAACGUUUAGCAAUCAACAUAUUGGCCAAGGCCCAUAAUUUGAUUGAAGGUUAACACUAAACACAUGAGCAAAUGCCCAUUAUUGAAUUGAAGUUUAAUCCUCACCACAUUUGGCUAAGCCCAUAAUUUGAUCAAACGUUAAAUCUGUUGACGAGAUGAGAAAAAAACAUUCACAAAAACAUUUAAUAAAUUAAUAAUUGUGGACGAACUCUGUCUCCAAUGACAGAACAAGACUCAGUCACAUGACACCACGACCCACUAAUCAGUUGAAUGAAGUAUUUGGAAUUUCAAACUACUAUAACCUUUUUCAGAAAAUUUAAAAAUUGCCACUGAGAUAUAAGUUAAAACAUUUUAUUCCCAAAUCAACAGAAAUUAUUUUAGAUUGACAAAUUAGGAAUAUGUUUUUUUCUAAACAAGUACCAACAAAAAUGGAAUUAGCAAGGUAAUCGAAACGAAAUGUCUACAUGUCCGCCGACCGGUCGCAUCAUUCUCGAGAUAGUCGUCCGGCGACCAGGUCACACGACUGUCGUAACAAAGUUGGGCGAGAUAUUUGUUCGUCAGUCUUGUCGCAUGACCGCUUAUAGUCGAUCAUAAAACUGGCGUCGGAGAGGCAAGGGGGGGGGGGGGGGGGUGGGGGGGGGGGGGGGAAAAAAAAGUAUGUGGGGAAGAAAAGGGGGGGGGGGGGGGCGUGCAAUGCAUACUAGAAGGAAGAAAUACUGAGAGCGAGAGAGAAUGGAUAAAAAUGAUAGUGAGGGUAAUAAAUAGUUAAGUCGGGGAGGUCGAAAGGUCACAAAGAAAUAGACCCUGCAUCUUAAUAUAGGGCAAAUAUAGGGCAAAUAGUUUUGUGCUGGGUGGCCGAGUGGUUUAAACUGAGCAAAUCCCAAGUUCCAGCCAGAGACCAGUCAAGCACCCCGGGUAGAUGGGACUCGUUAACCUUGGAUGGCAACUCAUCGAAGAGAUGGAAACUAUGAAAUCAAACCCGAAAGGAGUCCCGAAAGGCGGAUAACAUAGAUACGAUGAAACAUUCCGACAACUCCUGCGAGUCACUGGUGCAAAGCUGUAUCAUCCAAUGAUGUUCCCUUGGGUUAUCCAUCGGCGUGGAGAGAUGCGAUUUGCUGUUGGGAACCAGCUUAUAAUCCUUGAAGUAUAAUCCCAGGGCAUGUGGAUUUCGUCCUCCGAAGCCCACUCCAUCGUCAAAUUGUGACGGACGGAUGCCAGCAAGUAUUGUGCUGUUGGGGUAGCUUCUUCUCACGCAAUAUUAAGAAAAUCUCCGGCACUAUUUGGCCUGUCGCCGGACGUGUAGGCACUGCCUAAUCAGAAUGCUAGAAGAAAAAAAUUAAUUGUUUUAAAAUGUACACAAACGUGGGCGUUUGUUUUAUUUAUCUUAUAUAAAAAAGACAAAAGAAGUUGGGGAUAUAAUGAUUAUAGGCUAAUUAUUUUAUUUAUUGUAUUUACUUAGUUUACAUGUUUUAAUAACUGUAAAGCGCUUAGAGCUUUAUGAUAAGCGCUAUAUAAAAAUGCCUAAAUAAAUAAAUACAUAAAUAUUAAUAGUCUAAAAUAAAACUUUUUUGACAGUAGAUCUAUUGCAGUCAACUAGCAAGUAUUGGUCUUAUUUUCAUUGGUUCAUAUUUUUUAAUAUAGGCUACUAAGUAGAGCUUUAUAAAAUAUUUAAACAAGAUAACGUAUUUUUUUUAUUUUUGCAGGCGACCUCUUGUCACACGACAUUGCUGCCGGAAUAAUGACACAUACUAGUCGUCCGGCGGUCACAUGACCUGCCCGCCGGAAGAAAAUCUCCGGCACUAUUUGGCCUGUCGCCGGACGUCUAGGCACUGCCUAAUCAGAAUGCUAGAAGAAAAAAAUUAAUUGUUUUAAAAUGUACACAAAUGUGGGCGUUUGUUUUAUUUAUCUUAUAUAAAAAAGACAAAAGAAGUUGGGGAUAUAAUGAUUAUAGGCUAAUUAUUUUUUUAAACCUCUGUUAUUCAGGAAAAUUUGUUACAAAAAUAACACAUUUAAACAAAACUUAAACGCUUUCGAUGUAAUAAAUGAUGAAAUGUCCACUAUUUGUAUGUGUCCGUUACAAUCUUAAUUAAUUACAAAGCUAUAACUUAAUUUUUUUUUUUUAAAGUUCAAUUUUAUAUACCUCAAAAUUCAUUGAAUCGAGUACAUUUAUAUUUAUAAUUAUGCUAAUAAAAAUAUAUUUUUUUAGCCUAAUAACAUCAUACAAUUUAUAAUUAACUAAACACCCAUCCCUACUUUAAAAGUCAUGCUUUUAUAAUGAAAUAUAAUUUGAACAUAUAUUGGGUAUGUUUAAUACAUGGCAAGAACUAUUAUUAGAAUUGUAGACAUUGCAAGUGAUUGUAAGUUAGUUUAAUACAGUGGUAUCUAAACCUUUAAAUUUGUGAAGUUGCUAAAAAUAAAUGAAUGAAAAAACAACAACAACUGAUAAGUGCGAAUAACGGGAGGUAAGUCUCCGGUUUAUAAUCAGGAACGGCAGGUACGAUAUUUAUAAUCGAAUACUGUAAGGGUUGAACAAGAUUAGCCUUAUAUAUACGGAUCAUCAAAUAUAUCGUACAUAGCGAUAUUUCAUAGAUUCUACUAAUUGUUAUCGGUUAGAGGCACCAGAUACUAUUCUUCUGAAAACUGAUUAAAAUUGAAAAUUUAGUCUCCUUUUUCCAAUAUUGAUAUAAAAUCUAUAUCCUGUUUUAGGGGGGGGGGGGGGGGGGGGGGGGGGAGGGGGGGGGGGGGGGGAGGGCACUUGAGAUGGCUGAAAGAAACCCUGAGUCCACUUUUACUGAAUGUUUCCUCCCCCCCCCACCACCCCCCGGAUGUCCAACCACAGAGGUCCUCACUUUAUUGUUGAUACAGAAAACUAUUUGUUAUGAAAUUAAGGGUACCAAACAUAAGUCCACAUUUUCUUAUUUAGGUCUUUCCCCACCCCUGUGUACGUUUCUUAUGACCUCAACCUGACCGAAGUCCUCCCCCAUAUUACCCCUAUAUUACAUUCACGUACUGUCGCAUAAGGUGAAUGUUAUCGCUUUGAAAUUUUAAAAUUAAAAAAAAAAUGUUUCAACUACGUAACAAUUCCUUUUAAAUGAAAAUAAAAUAUUUUUUUUAAAAUGAAAAACAAACUGUUCACCAGCACCAAUCCGAAAGAAUGCUGAAUCAAAAGAAUGCUGAAUCAAAAGAAUGCAUGCUGAAUCAAAAGAAUGCUGAAUCAAAAGAAUGCCGAAUCAAAAGAAUGCUGAAUCAAAGUGUUACAGAGAGCUUGUUUACACAAUAUUUCUCGUACGUGCCCUCUGAUUGACCCCGCAUGAGACGCUGUGCUCACAAAGGGGUGUGGCUUAGGUCUUUGAUGUAUUUCUUGUUUACACCGCUAGCCACUAAAAAUAAUUAAUCUGUUCCAAGUAGUGUUUUGUAGAAUCAUUCUGAUGGUUCUAGAACUGCCGUGUAACUUUUCGAAAGCAGGGCUUAGGCGUCGGUAGACCCACCUAUAUAAGGGAUUGACAGGCACGGACGAGAACGGACGGAGAUUUUUGAGAUAGAUUUUCUUAACAUUACGAGGCGUGUUUUAUUCUUUGUGUAUUUGUGUGCUCCUACUUAUAUGUGUUUAUUUCGCAUUAUUUAUUGGCAUCAUUAUUUCUAAUUGUAUUAACUGUGUACCGGAUUUGUAAUUAUCUUAAGACAUAAUAAAUCUUAAUUAAUUGUAACUAGAAACUGUUUUGGGUCGUAUCUUUAAUAUUGUUGAUUCUAUGGUAUCGUCCUUUGUUAGGCACUGCUUACAACGAGCCAAUCAAAAUUAAAAUAGGAGAUUAAUUUCUCCCAAUACAAGUCAGUGCGUAACACAAAGGAAUGCUGAAUCAAAAGAAUGCUGAAUCAAACUUAUAAAAACAAGAAGACAAGAAUAUCUUUAACGAAGGGAAAACAACGUCUUAUUCUUGGGAUCUUUUUUUAUCGAUUUGUAUUUUUUUUUCUUUCAGGCCUGAAAGAACUAGAAACCAAGAAUUUGAAUAUCAUCUGUUCAUGAACUUUUCAAAAGUUAAAUCUCCCUACAGGAAGCCAUUCUAAGCGUGUUUGCCUAAAGAUCACCUGCCUACGAUUAUUGCCGAAAAUUAUAAAUACAUCCCAAGAACCCGUGACGCAAGUUACAUUUCAAGUUACUUGGGACACACAAUGUUACUAAAAAUGAACAUCUGUUACUAAGUGAGCCCCAGUCAUGACUACCUCGGAGGAAAAAUGGAUGUGGGUGCUCCGGUCAGGCAUUGGUGUGACUCUAUUGGCUGGACUUCUUUUCUUCAUUGGCUUCGCCACCAACUAUUGGUCCAAUAAAAGCAACAUCAAUUUCGGGCUUUGGGAGAUCUGCAGUGGACCAACGUGUACCGCCCUCAGCUCAGAUAUGCCAGGUAGGUUUGAAAUCAGGUGUUAUGGCUAUCCUUACAACAUUUUAACUUGAUGACUCACUGACAUUCACACUGACUCACAGAAUUCACACUUACUCACAUAAUUCACACUGACUCACUGACAUUCACACUGUCUCACUGACAUUCACACUGACUCACUGACAUUCACACUGACUCACUGACAUUCACACUGACACACUGACAUUCUCAAUGACUCACUGACAUUCACACUGACUCACUGACAUUCACACUGACUCACUGACAUUCACACCGUCUCACCGACAUUCCCACGGACUCACUGACAUUCACACUGACUCACUGACAUUUACACAUACUCACUGACAUUCACACUGAAGGUGGCAGGAGUUGGGGGGGGGGGCUUAUUUAUUUUAUCAGUUGUUCUCAAACGUUUGAACUCGCGAAAAUACUGCAAUGUUGCAGAUGGCUAAAGAGAAUGUGGGGGUCUUCAUUUUGAUUAAAGAUUACUCUCAGCAGCGGUUCACGCAAUUUCAAACAUUAUUUAAUGUGUAUUAAUGCAUAAUGGCUGUGUUGCUUAGGGUUGAAAUGGCUAGAAAGACUUUGCCAUUGUAUGCUUGUAAUUAGUUUUUGUAGUGUUACGUUUGUUUUAAAUGUGGUAAAUUAUAGAUAUGUUUUUUGUUGACUUUGUACCGCGCUUCGAGCCUUGGGGAUGAAGCGUGUUUUUGAAAUGAACUUUAUUAUUAUUAUUAUUUUAACAAUUUGAUUGUAAUCGCGCACAGUGUACAUCUGUAUUUCCCAUCUUUUUCUUCUCCUUUACACUCCUGAACCUAGAUUACCACAAGGCCACACAAGCCCUGCAAAUCAUUGCAAUUGUCCUGUAUGUGCUAUCGCCCAUCAUUCAAUUUUUUGUUUACUGUGGCGUUAAGGAGAAAAGUUCUGGAGUCAAGUCAAGAAUUUUUGACAUAGGAUUUUCUAUAGGAGGUAAAUAUAUUCAAACUUUAUUUAAUCCUGUUUGUCUUUUGAACGUUCGCUUGCCAAGUACGAGUAUCGUUAUAUGAAAUAACUUCAUUCAUGCGUACAAUAAUAAUAAUAAUAAUUAGUGGUCUUUUAUAGAUCGGUACCCUAGCCUAGGGCUGGGCUCACCGCACUGUACAUCAAACUAUUAUCAAAAGAGACAUAAUCAUGACAUGAAAAUCAAAUGCAAUUAUGAAAUAAAGAACAGCAUGAACCCCAGGACUUUUACAAGGCAAACCAUGGACGGCAGCCAACAAGAUCAUUUAUCAGUCAGAGGAGGGGAAUCAGUCAGGGUAGUAUAAUUUAAAGAGAUGUGUUUUGAGUGCUGUUUUGAAGGCCUGGGUGGUUGGUACAUGUGUAGUGGCAAAGAAUUCCAUUGUUUAGGGGCGCAGAAAGAGAAAGAUCGUUCACCUUAUGUUUUAGUGUGUGUCUUGGGAAUGGACAGAAUACGCGUGUCUGCGGAGGAGCGAAUCUGUCGAACGGGUGAAUAGACAGAAAGAACAACACAUGUUAACAUAAAUAUAACUUAACUUCAUUUAUAAGUACAAUUUAUGAUUACAUACAUUAUAUAACAUAACUUCAUUUAUCCGUACAACCCAUUAUUACAUAAAUAUAGCAUAGAUUCAUUUAUACGUACAAUUCAUGAUUAAUAAAUACAACAUAACUUCAUUUUUACGUACAACUCAUGAUGACAUAAAUAUGGCAUAACUUAAGUCAUGCGUACAACUCAUGAUUACAUAAAUAUAACAUAACUUCAUUGAUUCGUACAACUCAAAUAUAAAUGGAUUUGCCAUUCUAUUUUUUUGGUGAGACAGAAGCUGUGUUGAUGCUAAAGAAAUAUUGACAUAGUAUAUAAAAACAUUUUUCUUAGUCAUUCAUUGUCAAAUAUGACGUUUUCAUGGGUUAUUGGGACGUUUUCAUAUUAGGGCGUUCUCAUGGGAUGUUAGGACGCAUCAGUAGGUUUAUUAUGGCGAAAUAAUAGGUUAGAAUGACGUUUAAUGAGAUAAUAUGAAUUAAAAAGCUAUAUGUAUAUCAAUUUUAAAAAAAAUCAUUAUGUGACAAUGAGCCAAAAAAUGAUUUUAUGAAAUGUUCUUCUUUUCAGUUUUGUUCCAUUUCAUCAGUGUUCUAAUAUUUGGCUUGAAAUUACCGGACUCAGGCUUCUUGUCAUGGUCCUUCAACAUGUCAGCCGCCUCAACAGCCUUGGCGGCUCUCGGGAUAUUUUUGGUCAUCCUCUCCAGGAAGCCGGCUCUCAGGAAUUUCGGCUUCUUUUCGGAUAAAGAAAGAGCCAAGCGUAACGGCAGAGUUGGCUCAGUUCAAAACAGCAGCACCAGCGGCUCCAGGAGCCAGACACCGCAGCAGAACCUGACGAGCAGAAGUCAGAACGUGUUUGGGCCGUCAGAGCGCACGGCCGCGCAGCACCGUUUGAAUCCGAGUGCCCGACCUUUCGCCACUGGAACGUCAGCAGUGGCCAUGUCAUAUCCACCAUCGGGACAGUCUCAGGCAACGUUAUAUCCGCCCCCGGGACCGCCACAGGCAGCGGCGUAUCCAUAUGACCUCAGGCAUCCCCCAUUUUACCAGCAAGAUUAUCACCCCCAAGCAGGACCGUCCACGGCUCUGGGGCCCAUAAGAGGAUCAGGGCCCAGUGCUCCCCCGCCUGAAAGUCCACCGUCGUACGAAGAAUCAAUUUAUAACAGGUAGCCAGUGCUAAAAGGAGAUAAGAAUCAAUUUAUAACAGGUAGCCAGUGCUAAAAGGAGAUAAGAAUCAAUUUAUAACAGGU
Molecule: messenger RNA, 13466 nt
Organism: Lymnaea stagnalis (great pond snail)
Lineage: Eukaryota; Metazoa; Mollusca; Gastropoda; Lymnaeidae
Source: the annotation of a GenBank genome assembly